AAAGCUGUCACAGCAAAUUUAUUCUGUCUGGGAAGUCCUUGAUGAAGGAAUUGUGCCCUCGGGUCUGGGCACCUCUGCCCCCGUGCCGGGCAAGCCCAGGCUCUCACCAUUAAAGUGGCACUAAAGUGGCAGAGACAGGGAAAUCUGCCCAAAUCCAGGCCCCAGGAUUGUGCAGGGCAGGAAUGAGGAUGGCCUUGGCACGGGGAGAGGGCAGGCAGCAGUGCAGGAGCUGUGGGGAAUUCUGUCAGGCUGGGAGUUCCAGCAGCCUGAGCCGGUUUGGAGGGGAGGGGAGAGGUUUCCCUGCUGCAUUUCCCGUGCCACACGUGUCCCCAUUCCCGGGGAGCAGCCUGGCUGUGAUUAUCCUGCAGACAGGAAUAGCUCCAGCCCACACACUGAGGGAGCAGCCUGGAAUGCCAGACCUGCUGCUGCUGCCCCACAAGGGGCUGGCCUGGUGAAAUCCUCCAUGCCUGGGUGCUGGGAGUACCCCAAAAAGUGCAGGUCUAGAGAAAUCCUCCAUGCCUGGGUGCUGGAAGUGCCCCACAAGGGGCUGGGCUGGUGAAAUUCUCCACACCUGGGUGCUGGCAGGAAGAAAACUACCCCAAAAAGUGCAGGUCUGGUGAAAUCCUCCAUGCCUAGGAGCUGGGAAUGCUCCACAAGGUGCUGGGUUGGUGAAAUCCUCCAUGCUUGGGUGCUGGAAGUGCCCCAAAAAGUGCAGGUCUGGUGAAAUCCUCCAUGCCUGGGUGCUGGAGGUGCCCCACAAGGUGCAGGUCUGGUGAAACUCUCCACGCCUGGGCGCUGGCAGGAAGGGAAGUGCUCUGCCACACAAACCUGGGCAAGGAGGAGACACUGCAGACAGGGGAUGGGGAGGCUGUGAGAGCCCCACAGAGGGGUGCUGCUGCCAGUGAAACCCCAAAUUCCUGGGGAGAACCCCCCAGGUUUUGCCUGUGGAGGGCUGGAGGUGCCCCUGUGGCAGCGCCGGAGCCUUGCCCAAAGCCGCCUCUGCCUGCCCAGGCCUGGUUAAUCAUUGCUGGUCAUUCCGGAGCUCUCUGCCUGAAUUCCUGGGGGGUUUUGUUUUCCUGCUGGAGUGCCAGGGCAUGGCUGCACGCCCUGUGCUGUCCCCUGCCCCUGGAGCUGCCUGGGAGAGCUGGCACGGGCACAGCCCUGCCCGGGGCACCGCUCUGCUCCUGGCUGUGCCAAGGCUCAGCCCGUGGCACUCACAGCAUUCCCUGGAGCCCCAUCCAAGGCACUGCCUGCCCUCUGGAGCUGCUGAGCAGAGCCACAGCCCCCUGGGAGCCCCUCUGCUCCGUGGGGCCACACAAGGGCUGGCAGCUGCUCCCCAGCCCCCCGAGCUGACAUUUCCUUCAUGCAUCUGUCCCAGAAGGGGACACGAGUCCCCUCUGCCAGUGCCAGCCUGCAGAGCUCAGCUCCAGGCUCUGUUGGGAUGAUUUUGGCUCCUGUCCUCUCCUGGAGCACAUCUGUGCUUGGCCUCUCUGCUCACACAGGUACAGCUGAGGGGAGGCUUUGGCUCACGAGGGCAAAGCUUGUUUGGUUUGGUUCUGUUCUGAACUCUGAGAACAGGAAAAGUGUCUGGAACCCUCAGUCAGCCAGCUGCUCCCUGGGAAGGGGGGCAGCGCUCGGGGAGGGGGGCUGGCAGAGCAGCUGACCCCAGGAGAAGGGCUUGGUGCCAGCUGGGAUGGUGCCCUGCAGCCCGUGCCUCGGAGCUGGGCUGUGGAACGGAGCUGCAAAGCUCCAGGGAGAGCAGCUCCCACUCCUGGGGAUGCUGCUGGGACAGGAGGCUGAGCUGGGGUGGCUGUGGGGCGUGGUGGGGGUGUCCCAGGAGGAGGAAACACAUCCCACACCUUCCCUUUGGGCAUCUGAGCCAGGAACUCAGGAGGAAACACAUCCCACAUCUUCCCUUUGGGCAUCUGAGCCAGGAACUCAGGAGGAAACACAUCCCACACCUUCCCUUUGGACACCUGAGGCAGGAGCUCAGGAGGAAACACAUCCCACACCUUCCCUUUGGGUAUCUGAGCCAGGAACUCAGGAGGAAACACAUCCCACACCUUCCCUUUGGACACCUGAGCCAGGAGCUCAAAUGUCCCUUUGGACAUUUCCCCUGCAAGGGUCACUCAGGGCCUGUCCCGUUCCCUGGUACCUCAGGUGAGGUCUGGGCAGGGCAGAGGUUUGGGAUUUUCAGGGCUGAUGUGUCUCUCUGAUUUUAGGAAGUGUCCUUCGCCUUUCAAAAGGAAGAAGGAAAAGCAAGGAGCUGAUGUGAGGCACGAGGCUCAACAGCAGCAGCCUGGCAGGAAGGUCCCCACGUAUGAAGAUGUCCCAGAUGUCCCCAUCUACGCCACGGUGAGCAAGGCCAGGGCCGUGCAGCAGGAUGAGAACAUCCACUACGCCGACAUCCAGGUGUUCUCCAAGGCGCGGGAGCGCUCGGCGGCCGAGGUGAAGAACCUGCAGCUGCAGAACGCCACCGAGUACGCCACCCUCAACUUCCCCAGGGCCCGCCUCAAGUACGACAGCAAAAACGGGACCUUGGUCUAACAGAAUCGGUGGCCUCGUCCUCCUCCUUCAGCAGGAACAGCAGCUCAGGGCUGUAGGUGCAGGAGACCUCGAGGAGAUUUUGGAGAGGUGUGUCUCCGUGUCUCCCGCCUCAGACGUUCUCAAUGGGGAGUUUCCCGGCUGAUCCUGCUGGCAAAAAGUGCCUCCAUCCCUCGGGAGAGCUGCCCCUGGAGCUGCCAGCCCAGCUCCUGCCAGCCCUGCCAGGGGGCAAAGCUGCUGCGGGGCUGGCCAAGGCUCAGGGAGUGCUGCCUUUGGGAAUUCGGGAAUUCAGGAGUGCUGCCUUUGGGAAUUCAGGAGUGCUGCCUUUGGGAAUUCAGGAAUUCAGCAGUGCUGCCUUUGGGAAUUCAGGAGUGCUGCCUUUGGGAAUUCAGGAAUUCAGGAGUGCUGCCUUUGGGAAUUCAGCAGUGCUGCCUUUGGGAAUUCAGGAAUUCAGGAGUGCUGCCUUUGGGAAUUCGGGAAUUCAGGACUAAAGGCAGUUUUGGUGUCAGUGUUAAAGCUCUGCGUGUGCAGAGUGACGCGUGGGUGGUGCUGUGAGGAGAGGAGACCUUCAGCAGGAUCUGCUGCUCUGUCUCCUUCCCACAGCUGCUCCUGGAGGUGCAGCCAGGCCCUGGGUGCAUCCCCUUGCCCCAAAAUCAGCGUUCUACAGCCAUGCACAGCAGCUGGCAGCCAGAAAUGCAGAAUUGGGAGGGUACAGAACAAUUUCUGUCGCUGAUGGGCUGUUCAGAGGUGCAUCCUCACUCCUCUGUGCAAACAAGCGAGGAGUGAGCUCCUGGCUCUGGCUGGAAGUGAAACAAGGGAAUAUUGGCAAUUUGGCUGCAGAUCACUGCCUGUAUUUAGGGCAGUUCUCCAAAUCCAGGACUUUGGACUUUGCCUCCACUUUUCCCUCCUUUUGUGCUGUUAUAAACCCCAGUGACACAGAGCACACCCCACGUGGGGCUAUCAGCUCCACCUCUGAGAACCCAUUUCUGGAUUUGAAAUCGUGUCAAUAAUUCAUGUAGCAAUGGUCCAAACUGGGCAGUACUGGCAGCAGGGCUCCCCAAACCCCAUCUGCAGGCACCAAAGCAAGGCCUGGCACAUUCUGCUCCUCUUGGCCAUAUAGAAAUGGUUCCUUUUAGAAACACACAGAACUUUGCAUUUUCUAGCUCGGCUGGGUGGGAAGAACACAGAGGAAUUCCUGCUCGUGGUGAAAAAUAGAGCUGCUCCAGGUUAUGUUUGCCAAGGUGGGAGUGUUUGAGGACUAAUCUUCCCAUUUUUUCUACAUGUUUUAAUGAGUGCCUGAGCCCCUGGAAUGGUUCUUUAUCUCCCAUUCCCCGAGGAGCUCUGGCUUCCACAGCAGCCUCGGGGCUGUUUCUGGAAGUACAGCUCAUCCUAGAGCCAAUUCCACGCUCCCAUCCCAGUGAUUUUUCCAGGCUUUCCGUGGGGAAUUGUGGAAUCCACGUGUUCUGCAACAGAGAUUUCCCCGAAGGACUGGGUUUUGCACUGAAUAUUAAAACCUGUACUUCCCGCGGUUGCCACGUGUGCCAAACGAGUGUUGAUGGAUCAUUAAAGACGCAAUAUUUAA
Taeniopygia guttata (zebra finch) is the source of this 4126-nucleotide messenger RNA. NCBI's taxonomy places the organism in Eukaryota, Metazoa, Chordata, Aves, Passeriformes, Estrildidae. The record is from RefSeq and is a predicted model, not a curated record.